Molecule: messenger RNA, 1594 nt
Organism: Chiloscyllium plagiosum (whitespotted bambooshark)
Lineage: Eukaryota; Metazoa; Chordata; Chondrichthyes; Orectolobiformes; Hemiscylliidae
Source: RefSeq, a predicted model, not a curated record
AUGGUCAUUGUUACACAGGCCCACCAAGUGCGUGCAGGUGCAGCAGGCGGCAGAGAAGGCACACGGUGCUCAGGCAACCCCAGGUCGCAUGACGACGCCUGGUUACCGUUUCUGGGAGCCGCUGCUGCGCACGUAUCUCGCCGGACCGUGUGUGAUGUGAGGGAGGAUGUAGAAGAUGUGCGGCUGCACAGUGAUGUGGUGCGAGUCCGAGCUGUAGUGAUGACCCGCGAUGACUCCAGUGGGGGCUGGGUGCCGCUGGGAGGGCCCGGCCUCAGUCACGUUGUGAUCCGCCGGAUCCCGCACUCCGACGAGAGCGGCCAGCUCCGCUUCCUGAUCCGGGGAGAGCGGAUCCGGGAUCAGACGAUCAUCCUGGAAUGUGGCUUAAAGAAAGACCUGGUUUACAACAAGGUGAAUCCCAUCUUCCACCAUUGGAAAGUCAACGACCUGAAGUUUGGCCUCACCUUCCAGAGUCCAGCCGAUGCCAUCAGCUUUGAGAAGAGCAUUAAGAGCACCAUCGAGGAACUGCUGGAAGAUGCUGGCAUUUCCUGGGCUCAGUCACAGCCCACCUUCAGCUGGGAGCUCUGGUGCUCAGUGACAGUCCCGAGCCAGCCGCUGCAGGGCAGCAGCUCGAGAGCGGAGGAUGAGGGGGAGAACGCUAGGCCGUGCAGAGACCCCGGGCCGGCGAAGGGUUACGAGGAUUAUCGGAGAGCGGCGCUGGGCGGCCGAGAGGCCGGCAAGGUGGACCUGUGCGUGCACUUCGCGAAAGGUGAGGGGCGGGCAGCGGGGAGCCCGCGAUCGGAGUGCCAGCUGAAGGAGGCGAAAGGCUCACCGGCCUGUCACAUCGACACGGUCCCCACGAGCGGCCUGAAGAAGGGCAAUGGAGAUGGAGGUGGAGGUGGAGGAGGGCCCAGCGCAGCGGGCGAUGAGGACGCGGCUCCUUCCCGCUGUAUUUACUGCCGGGACGUGUUCCAGGAGAACGGGCCUGGGAGUUGCCGGGAUGCCCCGGAUCCAGCAGAUCGGUGUGUCCGGCAGCUCAGCUGCAUGUGGUGUGCGGAGUCCAUGCUGUACCACUGUAUGUCUGACUCUGAGGGCAAUUACUCUGACCCCUGCACGUGCGAGGCAGGUAGCCGUCACCAUCUGUGUGCCCGCUGGCUGGCGCUCCUCGCCCUGUCCACUGUCGCCCCCUGUAUGUGCUGUUACCUACCCCUCAGGGCCUGCCAUCACUGCGGGCAACGCUGGGGAUGCUGUGGGGGCAAGCACAAGGCGGUGCGGUGAAUGGCCUCAGCCCCUCCACCCAACCCCUCCACCAAGUGACACCAUCACCCUCGUCACCCGCUCCCUACUCACCCCUCAUCCUCAGCCCUCACCUCUCAAUACCCUCCCCACCACGGUGUCACCCCCAAUGAUCACUCUCUUCCCAUCCCCACCUCACGAUUUCCCCCUCACUCCAUCCCCCUCAGACCCUUCCCCUCGUUCGAUUACCCUUGCAUCCUCACCACAUACCCACACUCCCUUAGCCUCACCCUCACUCCCUCAUCAUCACCACCCCCACCCAGCUCAGAGCGUUGGCAGGGGACUACGGCAGCAGUGGGGA